Melopsittacus undulatus (budgerigar) is the source of this 258-nucleotide messenger RNA. RefSeq names its product SH3 domain-binding glutamic acid-rich protein-like. The record is from RefSeq and is a predicted model, not a curated record. The annotation marks the transcript as partial. Lineage: Eukaryota; Metazoa; Chordata; Aves; Psittaciformes; Psittaculidae. The transcript has 4 exons.
GAUUUUGAAUCCUUUUUCUCUGCUAAAGAAGAAAAUAUUAUUUAUUCAUUCCUGGGUCUUGCUCCUCCUCCAGGCACAAAGGAGACUGAAAAGUCUGAUGCCACGGAUGGAACUGAGGCACAAACAGAAGACAAGGCAGACGAAGGGGCUCAUGAAGAGGCUCAGUCUGCUCAGUCAGAAUCAGAAGAUCAACAGGAAAGCAAGGAAGAACAUGCAACAACAGGGGAGGAAGAAGUAAAGCAGGAAGAGGGAGAAGAA